Molecule: messenger RNA, 3328 nt
Organism: Micropterus dolomieu (smallmouth bass)
Lineage: Eukaryota; Metazoa; Chordata; Actinopteri; Centrarchiformes; Centrarchidae
Product: beta-1,3-galactosyltransferase 1-like
Exons: 3
Coding region: 252-1529 (425 amino acids)
Cellular component (GO): membrane
Molecular function (GO): N-acetyl-beta-D-glucosaminide beta-(1,3)-galactosyltransferase activity
Source: RefSeq, a predicted model, not a curated record
UAAACCAUUUGUUGUUGGCUUUCACACAGAAACAGAAACAGGUGUCAUUUGUGUGAUAAAGGAGUAACAGCUCAGCUAAGAGGUCCCAAAGCCUCUGGAGGAUUUCAAGCUUUUCAUUGGCUUUGAGGAGAAACAACACUUGCAAACCAAGGGGGUGGUGCAAACAAAGGUGUGGCUCCUCUGCAGUGGAGCAACACUCUGUAACUUUUUGUCUGCGACAUAUCUAAACAAGACGACUGAGGAGGGUCACCAUGCUGGAAAAUGGUUUUGCAAAGAGAGGAAAAAGCCAGGGAAUGGUGGAUGGAGGGAAGAUUGCAGAAGGCAGGAGGUGGUUCAGUUGGUCGCGGCGCCACUGCUUCUUCUUCUUGCUAGUGUUGGGAGCAGUUUUAUUUCUUUAUAACACAAACAUUAAUGACAUGGCGUCCAACUGGAACCCAAAAUUGUGGCUGCAAUACAAUGCAUCAAAAUGGUGGGGUUCAUUUAACAGUCAGACACAAAAUUUAGCCUCCUCCAGCACUCCUGGACCUGCAUCAGAACCGGUCUCUGCUUCUGGGUUUAAAGCUGGGACCACCUCAUCUGCAUUUUCUCAAACUGGGAAAAUCCCACCAACAAAGGUGACAAACGCCACUACAACUACUUCGGUGGCAACACAAAAAGAACCUGUGCCACCAGCACCGGUUCCUUAUGUGUCUCCGGGGCCGUACUUAGUGGAAUACCCGUAUAAGUACCACUUUGUUAUAAAUGAGCCUAAGCGAUGUGAGCAGAAGAAGCCCUACGUGGUUCUGAUGGUUCCUGUGGCGCCCCACAACAGGGCCCAUCGUGACAUCAUCCGCAGCACCUGGGGAGGUGAAAGCCUGGUGCUGGACAAAGUGGUGACGCUGUUCUUCCUGCUGGGGCUGCACAAUGGAGAGGGAGCAGAGCAGCGCCAAAAGGAGCUGCUGCAGGAGAGCACUGAGCAUCAAGACCUGAUCCAGGGCAACUUCCUGGACUGCUACAAGAACCUGACCAUCAAAACCAUGAUGAUGCUGGAGUGGCUGGACGCCCACUGCUCCAGCGCCUCUUACGCCAUGAAGAUUGAUUCAGACAUGUUUCUAAAUGUGGCCAAGCUCAUAAACAUGUUGUUAGACGCUCCAAAGACAAACUACAUGAGCGGACUGGUGGCGAGAGGAGGUGUAGUCCUGAGAGAUCGAAACUCAAAGUGGUACGUACCUGAGGAGAUUUACCCUGGGUCUGUGUACCCACGUUAUGCUUUGGGUCUGGGCUACGUUUUGUCUCUAGACCUCCCUAAAAAGCUUGUGGAGGCAUCCAGACAUAUUAAAGCUAUUUACAUUGAGGACGUGUAUUUGGGGUUGUGUAUGCAGCACCUGGGUAUCCCUCCCACCGACCCCCCAGACUGGGGUUAUUUUCAGGUCUUUCCUGUGCAGUACAGUCGCUGUGCUUACUCCAAGCUAAUAGCAACCACUACACAUGAACACAGUGAUCGAGUGUGGGCUUGGAAAGACUUUAAAAAACCAGGUCCAUACUGCUGAUCUGUAAAACAAAAAAACAAAAAUACUGUAUGAUGCAGCUAAAGAAGGAUCUUAGAGUAAGAUAUUAAUAACCAGGACUGAAUUUCUCAGCUCCUGUUACCUGUUGAUUGAUUCUACUUUUUCUGUGUUUAAAAUCCUAAAUUUGCUGUAUAAAAACACCUUUUCACCUCCCCUCUCAGAUUUAAAAGCACACAACAGAGGAGUUUUCGCCCUCUCUGUCCUCGACUGCAGGGUUGGUGAACGUACAUACAUGAAAGAAUGAAGGAAGUAUUACAGAGAGUGUUGAAACAGUCUGUUCAAAGUGAUUAACAGGCUGUUCGGUAAAAUCAGUGAUGUCAUAGUUAAUAAUUGGCUGAAAUUAAUCUUAAAGUGUCUCAUCAGACAUAUGAGACAUACAUGUUUCCGCAUCACGCAAACACUGUAACUGGAACUACAAUGAGUCAUUUAUUUGUGCAGAUUCUUCUCACUCUUGUGUAAAAGACUUGUUGCAACAUGUCACAGCAUUCAGGGAAGACGUGCAUUACUGCGCUUCAUGACUGCAGGGUAGAGGCAGGACUGGAGAAAAUGGGAAAACAUACUUUGCCCUGAUGGGAUCUGAACUGUGUGUCCUCUCUGUUUAGUUUGUAAACGUUUUUUCACAGUUUUAACUGAAGUAACAGUUACACAGUAACAGUGAUGAUGUGGGCUGCAGCCGUGACAGGGAAAUUCAUGCAGCACUGCACAAAGAACAACUUCACUGUGAGACCAAGGUUGUUUUAUACAUCCGGUGCGUCACACAUCUAAAGCUGGGUGUAAAAAUGAAUGGAGGGGGGAAAUUAUUGACUAGUUUUAGGUGAAAUUGAGGGCCCUUUUUGGCCCCUUAAAUAAAAAACUCACUAGUACAGUGAGUUGUUUACAAUAUCCAGCCAUAAGGCAAUCAUUUAUUAUUUAUUUUUGUAUUAACAGCAACACUUUCUAAUAGGGAUACAAAACAUGUGCUUAAAUAAUUCUACUAAUAGUGUAGGAUGCAUUACUUUGUAAUGCUUCACAGUAAUGUAAUUACUUUUUUUUUUGUAACAAGUAGUGUAAGUAAUUCAGAAAUUACAUUACCGUUACUAAUCCCAGCAGUUCCAGUAAAGAUCUGCUAAUUAGCUUGUUUGCUUUCUGAAUUUGAGAGAGUUAAAACCAGUUUGGUAUCAGUCAAACUGGUCUGGGAAAAGCCCCCAGUUUCACUCUCUCAUGUAUUAGCUUACAUUUUGGGUCACAAAGGUUACCAGUAGCAGUUUCUCUAAAAUAUAAUUUACUGCCGAUGUUUGAAAAACCCACAAGGGUGUUUUAAAAACACUGUUGAUCUGAAGGUAUUUCCAAGAUCCUCCAGAGCUCUUAAGAUAAGAUUUUUUAUUGAUCCCCCGAAGGGGAAAUUCAAACUGACACAGCAGCCGAUUUCCAAUGUCUAACUAUCUGGAUGAAAAAAUAUUGAUGAUUAAAAAAAUCAUGAAAGAAAUCGUGCCGCCUACCUGAAUAGCAAACAGUGAAUUGUUGUUGCACACAAUUAAGAAAUAAUGAAGUCACUAUGAGUCAUUAAUGAGUGCUUAAUGAAUGUUAACUUACAAUCACUUACAUUUGUUUAUUUGCCAAAAAUAACACGGGGUGUCAUUUAUAAACGGUGCGUACGACUAAAACAGAGCUGGAAAUGUGAGAACGCCACUUCCCACCAAACUCUGAGCCAUGCUUAGGCUAUACCAAAUGGCCACUUACAUGGCAGGAGGAUGAAAUGGUUUGAAAUGGAUACUACUGUGUAAAAUAAAUCUAAAAUAUUA